GCUCUUCUGUCUUGUGUCCAAUGCUGAAACUGUCGCCAUGUCCAUUUGUUUUCCUUUAUUUCUUUAUCUACUGAUCUCCUGUAGGCUUAUCUCUCUUUCUUUUACCGGUCGGUGUCCAUCUUAAUAUUAUCCAUGCUGUUGAGAUUUUCUUUAUAUCUUUAGAAGGUUUUACCUAGUGAACUGCAUGGAAAACCUCCAUAUGAGGUCUUUAUUUAUAACAGUAAAUUAUCGUGUGGUGCUUGUAACUUUCUGGUAAUGUUUAUCGUCUUCAAAAUGUGCAGUAUUUUCUUUUUGACAACAUUUUUUUUGUAUUUAAUUAACUACCUAUGCGUGAAAUGUGCAUUGUGACUUUCAGUAAGUCUUUUAAUUAAGUAAAGUGAUAGUGUCUUCGCGAUUGCAAUCGAACUGUUUGUAUAGAAGAAACAAUGGUAAGUAAUAACAAAGAAACUGGUUAAUUUUAGUUUGAAUUUGAAUAGCGUUAUUCGAAUUGUGCCGAUUCCGGAUGACAUAGUAUUGUGAUGAAGAUAGACAGGUCAUCAAAACAAGAUCUUAUUUCAUUACACUUUGAACACGAGUAGUCAACUUGCAAAAGGAUCAAAUGUUUGAAGAACUUGCAAAAUGACGUUAGCAUUGUGUUUGCUGUUUCUUUAUUCUUUUGACAGCAUGCUACAACCAACCUGGGGAGCUUGGAGCGAUGCUGACGUCCAUGCAAUACGUAAAUCCAUCCUAUCAAACACAACGUAUCACAGACUGACCCGUCCCGCUGAAACUAUGACCGUCAACGUCUCGCUAAGUCUCCUGACGGUCAACUUCUUGGACGUUAGGACUCAGACCCUGUCCACAACGGGUUGGUUAACCGUGGAAUGGCAAGAUGAUCGGUUAAGUUGGAACGCUGCUACAUACCCGGAUGUAGAUCACGUGUACACGCUGGAUUCAGAAGUCUGGAAACCAGAGUUGUUCAUCGACAAUUCUGUGGCAGAUGUGUCAAUACUGCAAGACUCAAACGUCAUGUUCAAGGUUCAACGUGACGGGGUGGUAGAGUGGAAGUUGCCGCGAAUCUUCACCACUUUCUGUGACGUUGAUGUGACGUAUUACCCCUUUGACACACAGAACUGCGUCAUAGAGAUUACAAGCUGGGCAUACACCAUUGAUGAAAUCUCGUUGCGGGCCACCAGAGAUUCUGUUCACAAAGAGGACUUAAAACCGCAUGGGGAAUGGACAGUCUUGUCAUCCUCUACCGAAUUAAGAGAACUACACGAGACAAAAGUAAACGGAUACACGGAAAUAUUUUCGCAACUAGACUUUUUCAUCAAAAUGCAACGGAAGUCAAAUUACUACAUAACCAGUGUUUUACUUCCCGUUAUUCUAACAUCCUAUCUAAAUAUCUUCGUCUUUUUACUUCCGACUGACUCUGGAGAGAAGGUGGGAUUUAUUUUAACCGUGCUUUUGGCCUUGGCAGUGUUACUGACUUUAGUGAGCGAUAGCAUACCCUCAACAUCCAUCAACACCAGUGUCCUCUCUGUGUAUCUAGCUGUGACGUUGUGCCUUGGAGUUGUCUGUUGUUUCCUUACUGUUCUCGUCAUCAAGAUAAACUUUAAGGAACAAGAUACACCAAUUUCAGACGGAUGGAGGCUUAUCUAUGACAAAAUACUAUUGCCAUGUUCCUGCUGGAAUAAGCGUUUUUAUAAAUCCGCAAGGAGAAGGGAAUCCGUGAGCUCCGUGGACCUUAAGGAUGAGACUGUGGUCAUGGAGUACGAUGGCGAGAAAAACGAAUCGAGCCCUGAACCGGAACCAUCAGACAAAUUGAAAUGGACACACGUGGCCACGGUCAUGGACCACUUUUUUCUUGUUGUCAUGGGGAUCGUUACGACAAUGUCCUCAAUAACAUUUAUGAUAGCGUUAUCUGCAGGAGGAGCAUUAAAUCAGAGGUAACCAACACCAGGACUAAUUAGUGCACGUAUUUUCAACGUCAAAACAUAUAUUAUAAGGGAUGGUCGUUAUUCUGCAGACAUUGAAGUAAGAAAAAGUACAGCCGCCGCAAGAAUUGUCAAGAAACUUCCAAUUUUGGCCUUCAAAGAAUCGAUGAAUUUUGAAACGGAAUGAACAUUUUAAAAUACUUGAAAAUCUAAACUAUCGAUUAUGUAUAGAAUUCACAACAGUCCUGUACCAGUGAUACUGCUUACCUCUUUUAGAAAGAUAUCUCUCACUACAGUUUUCGUUAUGAA
Molecule: messenger RNA, 2225 nt
Organism: Magallana angulata
Lineage: Eukaryota; Metazoa; Mollusca; Bivalvia; Ostreida; Ostreidae
Product: neuronal acetylcholine receptor subunit alpha-6-like
Exons: 8
Coding region: 619-1932 (437 amino acids)
Biological process (GO): chemical synaptic transmission; nervous system process; signal transduction
Cellular component (GO): synapse; neuron projection; membrane
Molecular function (GO): neurotransmitter receptor activity; extracellular ligand-gated monoatomic ion channel activity; transmembrane signaling receptor activity
Source: RefSeq, a predicted model, not a curated record